GUGGCGCGGCGCUGGGGUGACGGCGACGAGGAGGGCCGAGGGCCGAGCGGGACCGGAGGCUACGGCGGCCGGGAGGAAUGCUGCGACGGGCGGCGGGGCGCGGGCUGGGCAGGGCGCUGUGGGCGCUGGCGGGGCGAGGACGGAGCUGCAAAGCGGGCGGACCUGAGCGAGGCCCUCGCAGCGCCCGCAGCCCCAGGAUCUACACGAGGACGGGAGAUGAAGGCUUCUCCAGCACCUUCACUGGGGAGAGGAGGCCGAAGGCUGACCGCAUCUUUGAAGCUCUGGGGACGACGGAUGAGCUGAGCUCCGCCAUCGGGCUUGCUAGCGAGCUGAGCAGUGAGAAGGGCCAUGCGUUUGUUGAACAGCUUCACAAGGUCCAGUGUAUGCUGCAGGAUGUGGGCUCCAACAUCGCAACACCUCUCUCCUCAGCCAGGGAAGCUCACUUAAAAAGAACAUCUUUUAGUGAGGAGCCUGUUCUGGAGCUGGAGAAGUGGAUUGACAGAUAUUCAGAGCAGCUUCCUCCGCUUAGAGCUUUCAUCUUGCCAGUAGUCAGGAGGUAAAAGCAGUGCUGCUCUCCAUUUUUCCCGAGCUGUCUGUCGCAGAGCUGAGAGGUGGUGAGUGUUGGCUGUUAGUGUAACUGAACAAAAUGGACAGAAGGUGAUCAUACUGUUACAACAAGAGCAAAUUGUCACAACCAGAGCAACUGACCAUAGCUGUUCUGCACUCAGCUCUGCAUGGUUGUGUUAGUCAAAUUCCUAGAGUGCAGUCAGCAAAAAAACCUAAAUCUCUCUUUCCUCCCCUGGACUGGUUCAUAUGAGCCAAGAACUUCAGAAAGGACAGGUUUGUGUAGAGAUGCAUCUGUUUUCAGCUAGUAUCCUGUUUGCUACGUAUACUUUGUAGGUGAGAAGGUAUGAAAGCUGGCAUGCUGACAGGCAGAAUGUGGUGAGGUCUGAUGCUCCAGAAUGCUCACAGCUAGCCAGAUAAAUAAACUGCAACUCCUUUUCUUGCCUAGUGUGGUUCCUCUAGUACAAGCAGGGGAAGCAGAUCCAAACGUGGCCAAAUAUUUAAACAGGUAAAGAAAUCCAUCUCCUUUUUCUGUACUGCUGAAGCUUGCUUGGUGUUGUUCCCUCACUCAUUGUAAAACUGUGGGGCUUCACCUUUCAAGGAGUUUACCUUCUAGAUUUUGAAAUCUGAAGAAGCAGCUUUUUAAGAAGUAUUGUUGCAUGGCCUUGUAAGUGUGUGCAGGGACUACUGGGGUGCUGAGGGGGCAGCCAGUUAACUUUCUGCUUCAAGACUGCAGUCACCUCUUGCGUGGAUUUUCUGCCUUGCUUUACUUCCAGUUCUUUGCUGUAACGUGCUUUGUUGCACAGCUGCGUGCUGCUGGUUACACCUGAUGUGAGUGGCAGUUUCAUUGCUCUUCCCUUGGUUUACAGACUGAGCGACUACCUCUUCGUUUUGGCACGUUAUGCUGCAAUGAAGGAAGGGAAGGAAGAGAAAAUAUAUACAAAGCCAGAACCAUAACUGGAAUGGGAUGUUUGUGUUGUAGAUCUUGGAAAAUUAAAUCCAGCAGAGUGCUUUCCCCAGGCAUGGAUGGGAAAGAGAGCAAGCCUGAAUUGGGAAUGUGAGCUGCCAAAGACUUCCAGUGAACAUGAUCAGGACCUUGUUCAUAAAUGUUGUAAGGAACACAGCUGUUCUGUUCACUAGGCUUCUCAGUAACACAGUGGUGUUGGUUUCAGAAUUACUCUUUGCCCUGGAGCAGAGGUGAGACUUCCAAUAACUCCAGCUGAUUUCUGGAGUUGUCCUAAUUUCCCUGGGCAGCAGCAGGUUCUGUGGAAAGACUUUGACAGGGCUCUGAGGUAUGAAGAAAAGAAAACAAUCAGCUUUCCUUUGUAAGUCAUAAUGCUCAUACAGAACAGGUACUGUGCUGAGAUUCAGGAACUCUGUCCACAAGCUUUGAAAUAAUAAAUGUGAUUUACUUGUACCAAAGGGCCCUUAACUGUCAUGCUUUAAUACUGAGCCCAGCUUGCUUUUCUUUUUUAAGUUGCUUUCAAUCCAUCAGCUCUAGCUGAAGCUGAGCUGUGUAGAUUUACAGGAACACACUUAGAAUUCUUUGGCUGUGGCUGUCUCUCUUUAUGCACGUGAAAAAUGUGUCUGUGCUGGCAAUCCCACGCAUCCUCUGCCAGGAACAUGCUUGUGUAGGACAGGAUUAAAAGAGGAAGGGCCAAAUCCUACAGGUCGUGUGCAGGCAAGAUCUGCUUAGUUAGCUGGGGUUGAGUCCCUGCAGGGCUGCCCCUCCCAGCACACAGAGACCCCUUGAGACCAGCUUGGGGUUGUGAUGAGGGGCCUGGAGCUUCAGCUGAUGCAGUGAGAGGUGAAAGCAAGAGGCCAGUAGCUACAGGUGUUCAUAUCUCAGACCUAUGAACGUUCUGAGGAGCUUCACUCCCAUGGAGCAUUCAGCAGAGGGCAUUGGAAGGUGUCCUAAAGCUUGGAGAUGCUGGCUGCAAACAUCACAGCAGUAUUUCCAACACAGAAGACAUCCUCUGUUGGAGCUCAUCAAGGUCAGCUGAAGGCUUCAUCUCGCAGAACAGCUGCACGCUUUGUUGCAUUGUUUCUUCACUUGCCCUUUUUGGCAAAUGUAAUGGUAUCAAUUUACAUGAUACAGAGCAAACUAAAAUUCAGGAAUGUUAGGCUCUUUUGGAAGCUUUUUCAGCUUCCUGAUGGAUUGGACUGCCAAAAAACAUACUCAGUGUGUAAACAAGUGUGUUACAGCCAAGUGAAUGCAUUAACACCCUGCUACUCGCUCUGUAUACAGAAUAGCCAGGCAUUACAGUUGAAGUCCAAGUCUUUUACAGCUUGGUAAUCUGGAAGGAUGUGUGUGAGCCACGUUGGUUUCAGUCUGCUUGUAAGGAAGAGCAUCACAGGGCAGGGGGCUGCGAGGUGAUUGCACAGGUUAAGGGUGCUUGUCCUGCUGUAAGGGUGGCACUCUUGGUGGUGGGAGCUUUGAAGUCACGCAGUUUCCACUGUUCCAUUAUUUUAAGUAGGAACAACUUUGAAGUUGCUCCCCAAAAGAGACUCUGGCUUUUGUGUUAACCUCUUAAUCAGAAGGGGGUCAGUGUGAAGAACACCCAGCACUAACAGACACCGCCGUCUCAUUAUUCACCUUUUUUCUUUUGAAACACAUAUUUCAUGGCUAUUGUUAAUGCACAUUUUUCACAGAGUAAUUUUCCAAACCUUAGCCUGUAUCACAUCCCAGUGACAAAUGCUCUUGAUUUGGACUGUACCGUCAGCUCAAUGUCACAUCAGACAUUUUCUCAAUGCCUGCUCCAGACAGUCCAUCCAGUUUUAUGAUAGCUCUGUCUCGGUGAUCACUACUGAACCUUAAGAAUCUCCAGGCUUUUCAAGUUUAAUUGAAUAAAAUCCUUUGCAGUAUAAAUUCUUCAUGAAUGCUAUAUAAAUCAGCUCCAGGAUGGAUUUAUAGUAUUUUCUUUUUUUUUUUUCCAACUGGGGGGAAGAAAUCUCACUACUGUUUUGGGACCAAAGCUAGCAUUGCUUUGAGUGCAAGGAGGAAUAAAUUUAGCUACCACGCUCUUAGACGAUGUAGAGAUUAAAUUUAUUAGGGUUCACUCAGCUUCCAGCUCUCUCUUUGUACCCUAACAGGUCUGUGCAAUUGUUUCUGCACGGCUGAAGCUGAGGGAUGCUGGUGUGUGAGGUGCCUCUGUUCUCCAGAUAAGCAGGCAUAGGGCUCAACUUCAGAAACUGGGAGAACUCAGGCUGAGAGCAAUCCCAGCCACGUGGGCAGCUACAGCUCAGCAAAGCUGAGCUCCACAGACACCACACUUUGCUUUUGGUGAGUUUUCAGCCUGCAGUGUUUGCCCAGUGCUUCAGCACCAGGUUGUACAGCACCUGCCUGUAUCAAAGGGGCUGCUGGCCGUUAUGCUGCAUACAGGAGCUUUUGCACCAGCUUCUAGUGUGGCCCAGCUGGCAGCUGAUGGCACUUAGGACAGCAGGCAGGAAUGCCUGAGAGCCUAGCAAGAGAAGGCACAGGUGAGCAAAGAAUCAUUGCAAUUAAAUACAGGCUUUAAAACUAGUAAAGUGUUAGUGCUGGGCUUGCUUUUUCAAAGUCCUUCAAUCCCACCCAGCAAACGUGGCCAUGCAACCUAGGGAUUCCAGUGCCUGCACCUCAUUAAUAUAGUGGGAGAAAGGCAGAUGCUGUGUCCGUGCUGACCGUCUGCAGAGCCCAGACACAUUCCUGCCUAGCAGGGUUCCUUAUUUAUGAGUACGUUGGAACUGCCAGCAGAGACAUAUGUUGCUAAGGGUCGUUUAUUCUUGUUUGUAAAAUGUAUGGCUGCUCCUAGCUUACAUACUGUCAAAACUGGAAGAACUGGCCCCAAAAUCUCUUGCUGCAUGAUUGGAUCAGACGCCUGUACAUCUGUUAACGCUGUAGGAGCUGUAAAAUGAAAUAAGUUUCACUAUAACUCAAACACCUCUAUUACCACCACAAUGUGCAAGCAGCAGAGCCGGCUGCUGCUCUUGCAGAAAUGACACAAACAUACAUUUUGCCAAGUUGUAUGUAAAUUUAUACAAGGCAGCAUUCCCUCUGCUAACACAGGGAAGGAAGGGCUGGUGCAUGUGUGUGCCCCCACCAAGGGAUGCACUGGGGCUGCAUCCAUGGGGGGAAGUUUUGGGGUGUACACAGCCACACUGCACCGCUUCUGUCAAGCUGGAGAUGUCAAAGGGACACCUCUGCCAUUGGGUCAAGUCCUCUGCUCCUGAAAAGUCAUCUGGAAUGAGUCAGAACUAAGCUCUAAGGAAUGCUUCAUCUCAUGCUGCUCAGUGCUGCAGGGAGCCAAUACAGCCCAUCCACCUGAACACACAGCCAGACCCUGCCCAGAGCACAGUACUGUCAGAUGGAGGAACAACCAGGCUGCAGUGCAACUCGUGGACUUGGGAUGCAAGAAGCAGCAAGAAAAGCUGUCUGCUCCCAAAAUAUGCCCCUGCUUGAGAGGGGGACCCCAGCACUACUCCAGGUCAAGCAAUCCAGCUCUGCUCCAUACCCCAUGUGCACAGUCCCAGCACCUCACUGUGCACAGAACCAGCCCCACAAGCUCAUGCUCACUUUUCGGUGCUGUAGAAGCAGGCAUUUUGCAGGCCUGCCUGGCUGUUGCCAGCUUUCUGCCUUCACAGCAUCUGCUGUGAGAUUUCUUUUUGCCGUUUCUGAUGGUGCCAUAUGCCUCAGUGUCAAAACAAUGGUGCUUGCACACUGACUGGGAGCCCUGGGCCAUGCUCCCACCGAGCCCUUGCCCCAGCUGAGCCCCAGAGCCCACGGGGCUGCCCCAAGCACUGUGGGGAAGCAGGACCAACAGCCAUGUGGCUCUGUGUGAUAUGAAGGGCCCUACAAGCACCUGCUUACACUGAGGACAACAAACCCCCCUUAAGGGCUGUCACAGCACCCUGCAAGACUGCAUAGCAUUUCUCCAACCAUAGUCUAGAAAUCCUGCUCCAAGGAACCCUGGCAGGUCCCUUCCAGGCUCAGAGCUGGUCACAGCCACGUAGGCAGUGCCCAGGGAGCCUGGCUCAGAGCACGUGUGCCAGCAACCAGCCUGAAAAAAGGGAUCCCCAAGCACCCAGCAGCCUCCAUGC
This is a messenger RNA of Lagopus muta (rock ptarmigan), 5640 nucleotides long. It is a transcript of the gene MMAB, whose product is annotated as metabolism of cobalamin associated B. Bases 78 to 560 code for a protein of 160 amino acids. The record is from RefSeq and is a predicted model, not a curated record. Gene Ontology annotation, molecular function: corrinoid adenosyltransferase activity. Lineage: Eukaryota; Metazoa; Chordata; Aves; Galliformes; Phasianidae. The transcript is spliced from 7 exons.